This is a messenger RNA of Ilex paraguariensis (yerba mate), 177 nucleotides long. Lineage: Eukaryota; Viridiplantae; Streptophyta; Magnoliopsida; Aquifoliales; Aquifoliaceae. The record is from the annotation of a GenBank genome assembly.
GGAACUACAAUCGUUGGAGAAAUUGUGCCUGGCAAUAAGAAGUCCAAGGGGGAAAGUACAUCUAAAGAGAAGAAUAAGGGAAAGAUUGAACAGCAGAAUUUGAAUGCAGGGAAGCAAAUUAAGGAAGUUCAACAAGGUAAAGGGGAAAAUCAUAAGUGUUUUAAACCAGACAAUGAG